UUUUUGAUUUUUCUUUAUUUAUAUUUCUUUGUAUCUUUUUGUUUCAUUUAUCCAUCUUAAAAACCAUUUAACCUAAUCAUUCUUCCACUUGACUGAACUUUUUAAUUAUCAAAUCACUUGUCUCAAAGGUUUGCACUUAAUUUAUUGGCUUUACUUUUAUAUAUUAAAUAUACCUUUUAGCCAUUAGAAAUAUCCUGGUAUGAGCAAUAUCAUAUAACCUGUUAAGAUAUUCAUUAUCCUAUUUUGCAUUCAACCUCAAGUUAUUUAUUUAUCAAUCUAUAAAUAUAUUGUUGUUUCCAGUCAUUCCGUUGUUAUUAUUUUGCAUUUGAAUCAUUUAAAAGUCAUCUAGACUACCCUCAUUACUCAAACUCUUUCGCUAAUCCCUUAAACAUACAAUGAUUGCUAUUUAUCCUAUUCAAAUAUUAGUUAUAGGUGCUGGAUUAAUCGGACCAAGACAUGCAGAACAUGUCGUAAAGAAUCCACAAGCUGAACUCUUUGGUUUUGUGGAUCCUUCUCCAGCUGCAAAAGAUGUAGCUCAAAAGUUUAAUACCAAUUAUUUUAAAUGCAUCAAAGACGUCAUUGACUAUUGUGAAGAAAAUUCAUUCCCUCUACCUGAUGGAGCCAUUGUCGCAACUCCAAAUCAUACUCAUGUUAAAGUAAGUGCCGAAUUGGCUUAUUAUGGUAUUAAUCUUUUGGUAGAAAAACCUCUUAGCUCGAAUCCACAAGAAGCUAAAGCUCUUAAAAAUUAUACUGAAUCUAAAAAUGUCAAGUUAUUAGUUGGUCAUCAUCGCCGAUUCAAUCCAUUUAUUGUGGAAACAAAAAAGCAAAUUAAUAGUGAUAAUAGUAAAUUGGGUGAUAUAAUAGCCAUUCAAGGUACUUGGACUUUACGUAAGCCUCAAUCAUAUUUUGAACAAGGAUUAUGGAGAACAGAUGUUUCAACUGGUGGUGGACCAUUAUUGAUUAAUUUGGUUCAUGACUUGGAUAUUCUUCAAUUCUUAUUUGGACCGAUUGAAAAGAUUUAUGCAGAAGUAUUAAAAAAGCAAAGAACCCAAUAUACAAAUGUCGAUGAAGGUGCUGCGUUAACAAUAAGAUUUAAAAAUGGUAUAACUGGAACUUUUAUUUGUUCAGAUAAUGUUACAUCACCAUUUAACUUUGAGAGUAGUACUGGUGAAAAUCCAACAGUACCAUUUCAUGAAGAUGCGCAAGGGUUAUAUAGAAUUUUUGGUUCAAAAGGCACAUUAUCAGUACCUGAUCUUAACUUAUUUCAUCAAGAUAAAUCAGAAACAGAUGAAAAGAAUUCUUGGUUACAUCCCAUUACUAAGGAAUCAUUAGUUAAAGAUAUCGAUGAAUUAAGAGGUAAUUUACCAUUUGACAAUCAAUUAGAUCACUUUAUUGAUGUUAUAAAGGGUAAAUGUGAACCAUUAUGUACGGCUGAUGAUGGUAUAUCUGCAACCCUCUGUAUUAAUGCUGUAAUGAAAUCAAUAGAGACUGGCAUGCCCCAACCAAUAGAUGAUAUUAAGUCAAUUAGUCCAGAUUAUGAAUCUUUAAGAUUUGUACCUUCAAGUAAAAGUUAGUCUACAUAGUAGCAUAUUAAAUUAUAUUAAUAUAUAAACGAAUAUACAGAGUAUGAAUUAAGUAGUUAAUAGUUAUGUCUACAAAAGAUGAAUGUCGCGAAAUAAAUAUUGUUAA
This is a messenger RNA of Scheffersomyces amazonensis, 1689 nucleotides long. RefSeq lists its product as uncharacterized. Gene Ontology annotation, molecular function: nucleotide binding. The transcript has a single exon. The coding region runs from base 396 to 1574 and encodes 392 amino acids. The record is from RefSeq and is a predicted model, not a curated record. Lineage: Eukaryota; Fungi; Ascomycota; Pichiomycetes; Serinales; Debaryomycetaceae.